Hevea brasiliensis (rubber tree) is the source of this 1561-nucleotide messenger RNA. RefSeq names its product altered inheritance of mitochondria protein 32. The coding region runs from base 2 to 1342 and encodes 446 amino acids. The record is from RefSeq and is a predicted model, not a curated record. NCBI's taxonomy places the organism in Eukaryota, Viridiplantae, Streptophyta, Magnoliopsida, Malpighiales, Euphorbiaceae. The transcript has 6 exons.
CAUGUGCUCGACGCAAGUUCGGAUUAAUACGGUAGGCUUCGAAUGCCGGUGGCUUCUACUUAAAAAAAAAAAACCAAAAACGACACCCCCCUCGAUGCGCAUUGCGCACCGUUCCCGCUCUCUUUUAUCUCUCCCUCUUCAUCCUUCUCACUUCUGGUCUCCCAAUAGAUUUCUUUCUUUCCGCUUUCUUCCAUCGCAGAAACCACGAACUCUAACUCUAAUCAGAAGAAGACCUGUACGAAUUCUAGCUCCUGUUUCAAUGGCGGAUACUGAGAAUGCUUCGACGGCAAUCUUGCCUGAAGUGGACGCGAAGUUCGGAUUCACUCGACCGGAGAUGAACAAGAGCAACCUCGCCGGCACUGUGGAUCAGUACGACCGACACGUCUUCGUCUGCUUCAGAGGUCCUGACUCAUGGCUUCCACGCGUUGAGGAAUCUGAGACUGAUCUCCUCCCCAAGCUCUUUUCCUCUGCUGUUAAAGCUCGUAAGAACGAUAUCACCAUUAAGACUAAGGUAACGAUUUGCGAGGAACGCGAGGGGACUGAGUUUGAGCGCGGAGAUGUGUUGAUUUUUCCUGAUAUGAUCAAAUACAAGUGUUUGAAGGACUCGGAUGUCGAUGGUUUUGUUGAUGAUGUGCUUGUGAAUGGAAGGCCAUGGGCUUCAGGAGUGCAGAAGCUUACUGGUUCAUAUGUCUUUGUGUGUGCUCAUGGUAGUCGUGAUAAGAGAUGUGGUGUUUGUGGACCUGUUCUUAUUGAUAAGCUCAAAGAGGGGAUUGAAUCUCGAGGGCUGAGGGAACAGGUGUUUGUUAGUGCCUGCUCUCAUGUUGGGGGGCAUAAAUAUGCCGGGAACUUGAUUGUCUACAAUCCAGAUUCGGAGGGAAAAAUUAUGGGCCACUGGUAUGGCUAUGUUACACCCGUUGAUGUGCCUGAAAUUCUGGAUCAGCACAUUGGGCAAGGAGUAGUAAUAGAACGUAUUUGGAGGGGCCAAAUGGGAGCACCUAGUGAAGAAGGUGAAAAGGCUGCUGAGCAAAGGCUUCUGAAUGGAAAAGAUGUGAAGGAAAGUAACAAACGUGAAGAAAGCAACAGCGACGUCAGUAAAGAGAAUGUUGGUGGCUGUUGCCAGGGCGCUAAUGGCUUUUCAUGCUGGAGAGAUGGAAGUUUAGGAGUAAAUGAAGAAAAGAAACUGGAGGAAAACAACAAAAUUCAUGGAAAGAAGGGGCUAGGUAAAGUGUCAAGCUGGAUAGCAUCAUUGGAGCAAAGCGAUGUCCUUGCAGCUGUUGCUGUGAUUGGAGCAGUUGCAACUGUUGCAGCGGCCUGUAGCUUGUAUAAAAGGCAGAUCCAGUAGUAACACUGAAAAUAAUACUCCAAUCACAAGUUGCGAGAAUGAUACACAUAUAUUUUUGGUGUAAGGGGGUAUCACCAAAAUUUUAGCAGUUUGAGUGAUAUGGAACUUCACUUAUUAUUUCUUGAUUUCUACACAGAUUAUAUUGUUACUAGAAUGAUACAACAUUUGGUGAAUGGUUCAUGUUAGUGCUUGAAAUUGAUACAAUAUUGCUUGAUUAAA